CUAAAAACUUACCUUUCAAAGGAAUUUGCUUGAAGAGUUCAAAGUUUUAUUUGUUGAAAGUUAGCAUGAGUGAUGUUAUUUUUCACCUUUUAUUUUACAUUUAUAAUUGCAGUCGACCAAAUAUAUUUACUAUAUUGCGUUAUUCCCCUCGUGCCUUGAAUAACCACAUAGAUAAAUUUGGAAAAUGAAUUUUUAAUUCUUGUGUUUCUGCUCAAUUCUUUUUUACUUUGUUCCGCUGGUGUCUCCGUACUCCGACCGAAUACACAGACACUAGUGUUUUCUUUUUCAGGUUAUUAUAGUUUGUGGCGUGAGGGUGGCUUUAAGCAGCCUUUACUACAAAUUGCAAUGGAGCGCAAGAUUAUUGAGUUGGACCAAGGUUGGGCGUACAUGCUGAAGGGGAUCACAAAACUGAAGAGGAUUCUUGAAGGGUUGACGGAGGAUCCAUUCAGCUCCGAGGACUACAUUUUCCUCUACACAACUAUCUACAACAUGUGUACCCAGAAGCCCCCUCACGAUUACUCUCAACAGCUUUAUGACAUGUACCGUGAGGUGUUUGAUGAAUAUAUUGCUUCCAUGGUCUUACCCUCUCUAAAGGAAAAGCAUGAUGAAUUUAUGCUGAGUGAGCUUGUGCAAAGAUGGUUAAACCACAAGGUUAUGGUGAGGUGGCAGUCGCGCUUCUUCCAUUAUCUUGAUCGAUAUUUCGUUGCAAGGAGGUCACUUCCCGCUCUUUAUGAAGUUGGACUAACCUGCUUCCGUGACCUGGUUUACCAAGAGGUAAAAGCUAAUGCCAGAGAUGCUGUAAUUUCUCUGAUUGAUAAAGAACGUGAAGGAGAGCAGAUUGACAGAGCAUUGCUGAAGAAUGUUAUAGAUAUAUUUGUUGCAAUAGGAAUGGGACAAAUGGAGCUUUAUGAACAAGAUUUUGAAGUGCAUAUGCUUCAAGACUCUGGUGCUUACUAUUCUCGUAAAGCAUCAAGUUGGAUUUCCGAUGAUUCUUGUCCGGAUUAUAUGUUGAAGGCUGAGGAGUGCUUGAAAAGGGAGAGAGACAGAGUUUCUCAUUAUUUGCAUAUAAGCAGUGAGCAGAAGUUGGUGGAGAAAGUGCAACAUGAGCUGUUGGUGGUGUAUGAAAUGCAACUGCUUGAAAAGGAGUAUUCUGGAUGUCGUGCUUUGCUGAGAGAUGAUAAGGUGGAGGAUCUUUCUAGAAUGUAUAGACUUUACCAUAAAAUACCUAAGGGCCUGGAUCCCGUUUCUACUAUUUUUAAGCAGCAUGUUACUGCUGAAGGUAUGGCCCUGGUCCAACAGGCUGAGGAUGUUGCGAGUAGUCAGACUGCAAAUGGGGGGGUUGGCAUGCAGGAACUGGUUCUUGUGAGGAAAAUAAUUGAGCUGCAUGACAAGUAUGUGGCAUAUGUGAACGAUUGCUUUCUUAAUCACAGUCUGUUUCACAAGGCUCUAAAAGAGGCUUUUGAGGUAUUUUGCAACAAAGCUGUUUCUGGCAGUUCAAGUGCAGAACUGCUGGCUACAUUCUGUGAUAAUAUCCUCAAGAAGGGGGGGAGUGAGAAGUUGAGUGAUGAAGCCAUAGAAGAAACACUCGAGAAGGUAGUGAAGUUGCUUGCAUAUAUUAGCGACAAAGACCUCUUUGCAGAAUUUUACCGGAAAAAGCUUGCUCGUCGGCUCCUUUUUGAUCGGAGUGCUAAUGAAGACCAUGAAAAGAGUAUUCUAACUAAGCUGAAGCAGCAGUGUGGUGCGCAAUUCACAUCGAAGAUGGAAGGCAUGGUCACAGAUUUGACACUGGCACGGGAAAAUCAGAAUAGCUUUGAGGAAUAUCUUCAUAAUAACACGAAUGUAAAUCCUGGGCUUGAUUUGACAGUUACUGUUCUAACUACUGGGUUUUGGCCAAGUUAUAAAUCUUGUGAUCUUAGCCUCCCACAGGAAAUGGUAAGGUGUGUAGAAGUCUUCAAGGAAUUUUAUGAAACAAAAACAAAACACAGAAAACUUACAUGGAUUUACUCAUUGGGAAGUUGCAAUGUCAUUGGAAAGUUUGAUUCAAAAACCAUUGAACUGAUUGUGUCAACCUAUCAGGCUGCUGCCCUCUUGCUUUUUAAUAAUGCUGAUAGAUUGAGCUAUUCAGAAAUGAUGACCCAGUUGAACUUGACCCAUGAUGACUUAGUUAGAUUGCUCCAUUCUCUAUCAUGUGCAAAGUAUAAAAUCCUGAAUAAGGAACCCAACACAAAGACUAUCUUGCAAACGGACAACUUUGAAUUUAACUCCAAGUUCACAGACAGAAUGAGGAGGAUUAAGGUACCUCUACCGCCAGUGGAUGAAAGGAAGAGGGUAAUUGAAGAUGUUGACAAGGACAGGCGAUAUGCUAUUGAUGCUGCACUUGUCCGCAUUAUGAAAAGUCGUAAAGUUUUGGGCCACCAACAGUUGGUUAUGGAGUGUGUUGAGCAGUUGGGCCGAAUGUUUAAGCCUGAUAUCAAAGCAAUAAAGAAAAGAAUGGAAGAUUUAAUCACCCGCGACUAUCUUGAGAGAGACAAGGACAAUCAAAACAUCUUUAAGUACUUGGCAUGACUGCUACUACCGUCUGAGCUGCUGAUGUUUAAAGCACAGUAGUCGUCUUGGGGGCUUAGGCGUGAACUUGUAAUGUUCUGGAAAGGAGUAGGGUCAGCAAUAUAUAUAUUUUUUUUGAUGAAUAAAGGUCAGCAAUAUAUAUACACACAUCGCAAUUUCUGUAAGUACUUUUUCAUUACAACUUGCUUCAGUGGCUUUAGGAAGUUAAAUUCAGUACAGGAUUUGUGUACUACAACUUUAGGAGCAAAUGUAUUCUUUGGGAUUAACCCA
Carya illinoinensis is the source of this 2835-nucleotide messenger RNA. Its product is annotated as cullin-1. The transcript is spliced from 20 exons. Gene Ontology annotation, cellular component: cullin-RING ubiquitin ligase complex. Lineage: Eukaryota; Viridiplantae; Streptophyta; Magnoliopsida; Fagales; Juglandaceae. The record is from RefSeq and is a predicted model, not a curated record. The coding region runs from base 346 to 2565 and encodes 739 amino acids. Gene Ontology annotation, molecular function: ubiquitin protein ligase binding. Gene Ontology annotation, biological process: ubiquitin-dependent protein catabolic process; protein ubiquitination.